AUGGCGAGACCGGACGCGGUUGAAGACUGCUCAACUACUGGGGCUGUAGAAAGGCCCCCGGAGCCCCCGGAGCCCCCGGAGCUCCCAGAACCCGAAGAGCCUCCGCCUGAAGCUGGGGAGCUCGGGGAUGAAGGAGAGGUGGAUUCGGGAGCUGGGUUAGACGAAGGGGCUCCACCACCACUUCCAGCUGGGGCGCUGGAUUUACAUUCCUCAUUGCAGACGGUUGACGUAACGGUAGUGGUGAUGGUGACAGUAGCUGGAGCCGUGGCUCCCCCGGAUUCAGUCUCGCAUGGAGUGGAGGAGGCUGGAGCUGUGGUCUCGGUCUCACAAGGAGUGGACGUUGCUCCUUCACUGCACUCGGUACAAGUGGAGGAUGGAGUUGCAGAAGCACUGACACUGGUGGACUCGCAUUUCUCGCAUGGAGUUGAACUCGGGGGCAGUGGUGUACUACUGGGUGAGCUCAGCGGAGUAGAUGUUGCUGAGGAAGAUGAGUUUCCCGUCCCAGUCGUGGUGAGGGCCACAGAAGGCGUAGAGGUUGGGGCGGACGAGGUAGUGUUCUGA
Molecule: messenger RNA, 561 nt
Organism: Penicillium verhagenii
Lineage: Eukaryota; Fungi; Ascomycota; Eurotiomycetes; Eurotiales; Aspergillaceae
Exons: 2
Coding region: 1-561 (186 amino acids)
Source: RefSeq, a predicted model, not a curated record